AUAGCCACUUGCCCAGAGGCAGCCAAUUGCAAGUGUAAAUGUGCCAACCCUGAGGCUCUGGGCACUACCGAAGAGCCAGAGCAGCUUGCGUGGGGGUUCUUUUGAUAGAUAUGUAGCAAAUAUAUAUCAUAUAUAAUAAGCUGUUCGUCCAAAUUACAUAACGUCCCAUUUCACAGAACGUAUCGUGGACGUUAAGCAGCGCAUGCAUGUAUUUUGAAUCCGUGCCCAAAGCAGGGGAAAGAUUUUGGGAAACUAGGAGGCUUAUUACCAAGAUCAGGGUAGCUCCGUUAUUACAAUCUAUGGAUAGCCUUUGUUGGCAAUGCCUGUGCUUUCUCUUUUCAGCAGAGAUUCACUUGUUUAUGAACUGAAUGAAGUAGUGGCAGUAUCCUCGCUUUCUGUCCAGGUUUUUUUAAUGCAACAUGGUAGAUAGUCUAAAAAGCUGUUCAGAACCAGGGCUUCUCAUAUAUCCUAUGAAUACUUUGAGAUUUUCUUAAAAUGCAGAUCCUGAUUCAAUAGGUUGGGGUGGGGCCUUUGAUUCUGAUUUUCUGCCAAGCUCCCAGGAAAUGCCGAUGCUGUUGGUCCAUGUACCAUAUACUAUCAGUGUUGUUGUUAGUUGCUGUCAAGUCGAUGCCAACUCAUGGCAACCUUUUGUGUAAGAGAAGGAAAUACUAUUAGGUCCUAUGCCAUCUUCAUGAUGGUUGAUAUGUCUGAGUCCAUUGUAACUAUUGUGUCAGUAAAUCUCAUUGAGGAUUUUCCUUGUUUUCUCUGACCCUCUCCUUUACCAAACAUGAUGUCCUUUUGUAGCAAGACCCUCUUUUGGGUCUCAACUCCUUAGAUAACUGGUUCUCAAAGGUUGAGACCCCUUGGAAUCUCCUAGGGACCUUUUAAAAUGCUAAAUGUCUAGGCCACACCCAAGAACAAUUAAAUCAGAAUCUCUGGUAAUGAGACCCAAAUAUCAGAGUUUUCUGAAGCUCCUAUAUGAUUUCAACGCACAAAAGCAUUUGAGAUCGGCUGCCGUAGACUGUGUAAUGCAAUAUAAGAAACUCUUUAAAAAAGUGUAGAUAAUCACAAGCACAUUUUUUAACAUUUUAAUCUUAAAAACUUUUGUUAGUAAUUAAUUUUAAUAAAGGUUUAUGUUUCUCACAGUUGUUUUUUGUAUUAAAUAUCUCCAACAAAAUUCAGAAAAAAACAAAACUAAAAGGGAAUUUUAAAAGGAAAACCAUUGAAUCCUAGUCAAACGUAAGCUUCAGUUCUGAGUGAAAAGGCAAUGAAAUUAUGUAGUAUACUUUGAUAAGCACUUAAAGUUUAGUUUAUUUCCUCUCUGCAAAAAAGAAAACUAACGUAUAAAAUCGGUUUUCUAUUUUCCUUAGAAUAGUUAAUAUCAUUAUUAACAUGUUCAGGGGAAUACUAUGUGGCCUGUGCCUUUCUACUCUCUUCCUCCAUUCUCCAUCCUAGUAAUGUGUCUUAUUUUUGUCACAUCAUUUUUGUUUAUGGCAACUUUCCAUAUUUAUUCAUCUCCCUUUUAUGUUUAAUUUCAGAUUUCCGCCAGGGAAUUCCAGUUCUUUGUUCAUGGAGAGCCAGUGUGUCUCGUUACCUGAUGUAUCUCCAGGACCUAGAACAUUUCCUGCUUUGCCUGCUUAGUGCUUGGACUGUUUGUGAGUGAAAACCCAGAGGAAGACCACUGGCAGCUGAGCUAUAGACAAUGCAACCACUGGAAUCAGUGACCUUCAAAGAUGUAGCUGUAGACUUCACCCUGGAAGAGUGGGCCCUGCUGGAUACAUCCCAGAGAAAGCUAUUUAGAGAUGUGAUGAUGGAGAACAUUGAUCACUUGGUCUUCGUGGGGAAUCACCUCUGCAAAUCAGAUGUGAUUUCCCAACUGGAGCAAGGAGAGGAACUGUGGAGAGGAGGAAUAGGAUUUCUCCAAGACCAGAGUCCAGGCGGGGAAACUGGCCUUAACAAAGAAGAAAUGGUAUCCUUGCAGCAUAUCUCCAGGAAGGACACACCAACCAUCAUGGCAUUGCAGAGAUCUCUCACUGGAGAGGAUACCUUUGAAUGCAAUGAUUUGGGAGAAGAUUUCACUCACAGCUUUACAUUGACUCAACAUAUGUUAAAUCACAUGGGAAAGAAACACAAUACCAGCAAAGAAUUUUUAAGAUCCCUUACUGACCAGUCAUCCUUCAAUCAACAUAAGCAAAUUCACUCUAGAAGUAAAUCAUAUGAGUGUCAUCUAUGUGGGAAAGCCUUUAUUCAAAGCUCUGGCCUUAAACAGCACAUUAGAACUCAUACUGGAGAGAAACCAUACGAAUGUCAUAUAUGUGGAAAAGCCUUCAGUAAUUUUUCUGGCCUUACUCAACACUAUAGAACUCACACUGGAGAGAAACCAUAUGAAUGCCAUGUAUGUGGGAAAGCCUUCAGUACAAAUUCUAACCUUAGACAACAUGGGAGAAUUCACACUGGAGAGAAACCAUAUGUAUGUCAUCUGUGUGGGAAAGCCUUCACUAAUUGUGCUGAUCUUAUACAACACAAUAGAAUUCAUACUGGAGAGAAACCAUAUGUAUGUCAUCUUUGUGGGAAAGCCUUUAUUCAAAGUUCUGGCCUUAAACAACACAAUAGAACUCACACUGGAGAGAAACCGUAUGAAUGCCAUAUAUGUGGAAAAGCCUUCAGUAAUUUUUCUGACCUUAUACAACACAAUAGAACUCACACUGGAGAGAAGCCAUAUGAAUGCCAUCUCUGUGGGAAAGCAUUCAGUAAUUGUUCUCACUUUAGACGACAUGAGAGAAGUCACACUGGAGAGAAACCAUAUGAAUGUCAUAUAUGUAGGAAAGCUUUUAGUAGAAGUUCUAACCUGAGACUACAUGAGAGAAUUCACACUGGGGAGAAACCUUAUGGAUGUCAACUCUGUGGGAAAGCUUUUAGUCAGUGUUCUGACCUUAGAAAUCAUGAGAAAACUCACACUGGAGAAAAACCAUUUGAAUGUCAUAUAUGUGGGAAAGCCUUCAGUAGAAGUUCUAACCUGAGACUACAUGAGAGAAUUCAUACUAAAGAGAAGCCACAUGUUUGUCAACUAUGUGGGAAGGCGUUUAGUCAGUGUUCUGACCUUAGAAAUCAUGAGAAAACACACACUGGAGAGAAACCGUGUGAAUGCCAUGUAUGUGGGGAAGCCUUCACUUAUUGUUCUGACCUUAGACAUCAUGAGAACGGUCAUACUAUAUAUCUAAUAAAUGUGGAAGAGAGUUCAACUUUAGCUUUAACAUUUCAGCACCCAACAGAAUCACACAUAGAAGGAACACUAUGUCUGUAAUCAGUGUUCAUACUAGAGAGAAUCCAUAUGGAUAUCUUCUGUGUGGGAAAUCCAUUAGUCAAUGAUCUGACCAUAUAUGACAUGAGAGAACUCACAGUAGAAAUACAGUAAAUAUGAAAGAGUUUUCAGUCACAGUUCUGUUAAACCAAGGAAUGCACGAGUGAGAAAAUAUGUCUGCGGUCAAUAUAGAAAUGCCCUCAUUUACUUAUUGAGCCUUUAAACAAAAUGAAUGAACUUCUCAAGAGAUAAACUUGAGGUCUGUAAUCACUGUGUGGUAUCAUUCAAUAGUUCACCAGCCUUGGUGUGCACAAUAAAACCCAAUGUGAGAAUAACCACUUGUUAUAGAUUGAAUUGUGGCCCCCAAAAGAUAUGUUGAACCCCUAAACCCUGGACCUGUGAAUGUGAUUUAGUUUGGAAAUAAGUUUUUUCUUUUGUUAUCAGUUAAUGAGGUUAUGUUGGAGUAGGGUGGGUCCUAAUCUCUUCUGAGUAGUGUCUUAUAAAAGAAGAGGACAGACAAAGACACGGGGAAGACAGAUGCCAUGUGACCAUACAACUACAAGCUUAGAAACACCUGGGGCUGCCAGAAGCUGGAGGAGACAAGAAAAGAUCUUCCCUUACAGCAGAGUGUGAACAUGUCCUGCUGAAGCCCUGAAUUUGGACUUCUAGCUUCUAGAACUGUUUGAGAAAAUUAAUUUCUAUUCUUUAAAGCUAUCCUCUUUGUGGUAUCUUGUUAUAGCAGCACUAGGAAACUAAGACACCACUGAAACAGGAAGUAAGAGAGAGAAGUCUUUACUAGGACAGCCUUUUGAGUAAUACCAGAUAAAGCCUAUGGAGAAGUUAUUGAAUGAAAUAUCAUGAAGUCAUUUAUUCAUAGAGCAACAUUUUAGAACACGUGUGCAUUCACACUAUAAAACACUCAGUGUCUUGACUGAAGGAAAGGCUUCAAUAAUCACUCAUUUCUUAGCAUUAAUGUUCUCCAGUGAGGAGAAAAAAGUCUGAAAGUCAAGGUAGAAAACAACAAAACUUCACCUAUAUUUCAUAUCAGAAAACCAAGACUGGAAUAAAGCAAAAACAACUUUAAAAGAACCCUUGAGAACAGAUUUAGCAGAGGAUUCAGAAUUUUGACAGAAGAUCUCUUAUUGAAAAAAUUUGGGACUGUGAUGUGAUCUGGGAAUACCAAAUGCAGGAUUUCCUAAGAAGUUAUAGGAAAUGAUAUUAAACUUAAUAGAUUAGUACUUGCAUAUAUGUAAACGGUAAAUGUUGCUGAAAAAUCUAAUAUAUUGAUCAUUUUCUAUUUUUUAAUACAAUACCAAACACAUAGAUUUGGAUCAAUCAGAAAAUAAUUUUGAAUAUAAACUGAAACAUUUACAGCAUGAAAUUGUUACUUAACUAUUAGAGUUAUGUAUGUACAUGUUAAGGAUGAAAGUAAACAUGGAUAAACACCCUUUAUAAGCAAAGUCUGAUGGUACUUUUUUUUUUAAUUCCAUAUAAUAAUGUCUUCAAAGUUUAAAAAGGAAUUACAAGUGAAACUAUUUAAUUUGGUUUUUGUUUUUUUUUUUUUAAUCCUGGAUGAUUGUGGGUACAUUGGCUAGAAAAUUCCUCAGGAUGAAGACAUGGAAGAACAGUAAGAUGUAGGCAAUGUCCUAUUUGCAGAAUGCCUUACAUAUUUAUACUAAUUUAUGUAACCAUAAAACAUUGCCUCUCAGCAUCAUACAGAACACUGCUUGUCAAAACAGAGAAGAAUGAACUGCUAAGAAUUUGACCUUGUUCAUAUUUCCCAAAAAAAUCAGUAAUGAAUUCCCAAAUCACCAACCUGGACUGACUCCCAACCCUUUUUAUACACAUACAGAAGCCUAGGAGAGAAAAUAGUGGAGCUCACAACUCUGCCACGAUUUCAAGAGAAGGCUCGUUCCUUGCUACUUUUUUGGAUGUGAUUAAUAUCCCUGUUUCACACAUGGGAAAAUAGAAUCUAAAUGAUUAUAAUUAAUUUAGCCCAUUUUUCUGAGAUGAUGCAAUGCCCACCUCUAUCCUCAACUUUUUUUUGGUGCUUUUAUUUGAAUAUUUUAUAUUGAUGUAUCUUUAAGUUCAUUAAUCUUGCCUUCUGUGUGUAAUGUUUGUUAAGCUUAUAUCUGUUAAGUUCAUCCAUGACUACAGUUUGCCAAACCCUGUGCAGUUGCAUUUCUUCAUCUAUUCAUGUUUCUUAUAAUUUCCUCUAUUUUAUGUAAAAUAAUAAUAUUUAUUCUAAAUUCCUUUUUUUCUAACUCAAACCUCAAGAUAUAUGUGGGUCUGUUGUAUUUCUCUUUUUUAUUCAUCACAUUCCUUGCUGUUUUGCAUAGAUCCUAUUUUUUAUUGUAUGAUAAACAGAAAUUGUCUAACAAACAGGAAGAGACUGAAGUUGAUGUUUUCCCCCAGCGAGGUUGGAUAUUCCUUCUGUAGGAAGGUAGAGGGAGGAGUCAUCACUAUGUUUCAAUCAGACAAAGGCAGAUCUAUGAAAAUAGUGCCUAUUGCAAGCACUGAAAUCAUGCCCUGUCCAACCAUCAGACACCCAUCUUUUAGAUAACUUUACCAUAAUAUGACUGCAAAUACAAGUCAAGCUCAAUCUUUUACUUAACACGUUAUGAUGGUACAUGAAAAUUGCAACUGCACCUUGCUUUCCCUGAUGAAAAUUGGUCUAAGGUGUUCUCCAAGUCAUUUUUUUUUUUAAAUUCUCUUUCUACAGCAGAGCAGGAUCACACAGUCUGCCUUGACCCAUUGUGGUUAGGUGCUGUGGAGUCAGUUCUGACUCAUAGCAACCCUGUGUGCAACAGAACGAAACACUGCCCGGUUCUGCACC
Molecule: messenger RNA, 6137 nt
Organism: Trichechus manatus latirostris (Florida manatee)
Lineage: Eukaryota; Metazoa; Chordata; Mammalia; Sirenia; Trichechidae
Product: zinc finger protein 596-like
Exons: 6
Coding region: 1703-3304 (533 amino acids)
Biological process (GO): regulation of transcription by RNA polymerase II
Molecular function (GO): DNA-binding transcription factor activity, RNA polymerase II-specific; RNA polymerase II cis-regulatory region sequence-specific DNA binding
Source: RefSeq, a predicted model, not a curated record